Gopherus evgoodei (Goodes thornscrub tortoise) is the source of this 1079-nucleotide messenger RNA. It is a transcript of the gene TMEM70, whose product is annotated as transmembrane protein 70. Gene Ontology annotation, cellular component: mitochondrial membrane. The record is from RefSeq and is a predicted model, not a curated record. Gene Ontology annotation, biological process: mitochondrial proton-transporting ATP synthase complex assembly. NCBI's taxonomy places the organism in Eukaryota, Metazoa, Chordata, Testudines, Testudinidae.
UCCUCCCUUUCCUGGCCUCCCUGCUGCGGUGUGGGGGAUCCGCUGAGCAAGGCCGGGACCGGGUAUGAGCGAUGCCGCUCCUGGCUGCAGGCGGCUCCCGAGUCCGGGCGCUGGCGUUCUGGCUGCGGAGCGCUAGGCAGUGUGCAGCUGCCGCGCUGCCUCGUCCUCCGGGGAUCCGCGCACCAGCGGCGCGCAGCCCCCGAUGGGCGGCUCUGAACGACUCUCCGAGCGCGUCUAGUUGCGGGGUCCCGAUGCUGCCGCGGGCCCGAGGUCCGGGAUCAGUUGGAGCCCUUCCCAGGGCUGAAGGGAGACUAGAACAGAUCAUAUUUUCUCCUGUGUCACCUGUUCGCUGCUUCAGCACCUCCUCCUUUCAUGGACAACUAGAAGAUGGAAGACUAGUUUAUACUGGGAAUCUGGCAAAGACUGUGUUGGGUGUGAAGUUUUUCUCUUACUCUACGAGCAUGUUUAGCUUUUGCAUGAUGCCCUACAUCAUCUUGAAAACUGGCAUUGGAGUGGAAAGUGUGUUUUUACAAACUGCGUUUUACGGCAUUGUAGGAUUCUUUACAUUUAUAACACCAGUUACCCUGCAUCUGCUUACAAAGGGCUAUGUGGUUCGACUGUAUCAUAAGGCUGAGACGGACACGUACAGCAUUACAUAUAAUGCUAUGCUGGGAAAAAGAACUGUGUUCCAUCAGAGGGAUGUCAAGGUUCCAGACAUCAGCAAGAUGUUUACAACAUUUUAUGCCAAAACUAAAUCAAUGCUUGUUAAUCCAAUGCUUUUCACAUAUCCACAGGAUUAUAACCAUCUCAUGGGCUAUGACAAACCUUAUUUUGACCUGGAGGAACAAAAAGAAUCCAGUGAAAGCAAAUAGAAUUAGACGAUAGAGUGAAGGUGACUGUCUUUUUUUGUAUUUGUCCAGUGCAUCAUUUCUAAAACCACACAGAAUUCUGUAACACAUUCGUAAGUGUCAGAUAAUUGAGUUUCUUUAUCAUAUUUCGGAAUGUAUCGAAAACUGAAGCUUUUUAAUUUCAGACAAUCUGAAGUGUCAUCUUAGAAUUAAAAUUAAAAUAGAUGCUUA